AUGCAGUUGGAGAAAAUCGUUAGAGACGAUUUUUGGCGUGGAGUUCUCUAUGAAGCUCUUAUAUGGUUGAAUCUUUCAUCUUCAUCCAUUUUUCUUUGGUUUUUGAUCUUUCUAUGGCUAGACAUAGCUAAAUCCCUGUUUGUUGGGAUUGGACUGUCUCUACUUGGAUAUCUGCUGUACUUCGAAAAAGAAUGGCAUGCUGUUGCUUCAUGGACUUGGGAUGCCCAGGAUGAAACCUGUGGGAUUUGUAGGAUGGCCUUUGAUGGAUGUUGUCCUGACUGCAAACUUCCUGGAGAUGACUGCCCACUGAUUUGGGGUGUAUGCAAUCACGCAUUUCAUCUGCACUGUAUCCUGAAAUGGGUGAAUUCUCAGACAUCACAAGCGCAUUGCCCCAUGUGCCGUAGGGAGUGGCAGUUUAAAGGAUGAGAGCUCAGGUUUUCAUUUUCUUUUUCGAGUGUGACCAGAGAGCAAUGUAAAUUGGUAUGGUUAAUUCGAAGAUGAAUUGUUUCCUUCAUGUUAAAUCUGUAUCUUCAUUGUAACUUGUAAGGAGAUCGAAAUCAAAGUUUCUGUUAAGUGCAAGUUUAUUUUUUCCAUUAAUGACUAAUGAUAAUGUCCUUUUCCUUUGUUUUCUAA
Messenger RNA from Glycine soja, 633 nucleotides. Its product is annotated as anaphase-promoting complex subunit 11-like. Gene Ontology annotation, molecular function: zinc ion binding; ubiquitin protein ligase activity; cullin family protein binding. Lineage: Eukaryota; Viridiplantae; Streptophyta; Magnoliopsida; Fabales; Fabaceae. Gene Ontology annotation, biological process: anaphase-promoting complex-dependent catabolic process; protein ubiquitination; positive regulation of mitotic metaphase/anaphase transition. The record is from RefSeq and is a predicted model, not a curated record. The coding region runs from base 1 to 426 and encodes 141 amino acids. Gene Ontology annotation, cellular component: anaphase-promoting complex; nucleus. The transcript is spliced from 4 exons.